GGCGAGAGGAAAGGAAAGGGAAAGUUUCUCGGCCUGUUUUAAUUGCGUAAGUCAUCCGAUUGAUUGAAUUUCCAUUGCAGACGGAGCAACCCGACCCAUCCAAGUGAUGCAAGUCCCAAGAAACACGAAACCGGGAAAAAUACGGAAGAACGAGAACGGUGAAGUUCGGUUCCUGGAUGAUCGAGAUUGGGAAAGAGGUAGAUAUAACCCGACCAUAUUCCGAGGACGAUUCCAGUAAUCUUUCGCUGGUCAUCCAUCCGUGCAGGUCGCAGACCGACCUCCUCACCCUCAGCGAUGAAACUUUCGGAGGUGGUGUUGUUCUUGGGCUCCCUCUUGGGGGUGGCUCGAGCCGGUGUAAACUGGAACUGGUGUUAUGGCCAUCUUUGUGGCCCUGGACUCUAUCAUCUCAGCCUUGCGCCAUACGUGAUGCCACCAGGACAGUACCUUGACAACCCAGUCAUCCUUGCUCCACCACCCGUCUAUAGACGUUCAGGAGGAAGAAGUAGAAGUCCGAAGAUUCUUCUUCGACUCGGAGGCGGCGGUGGAGGAGGAGGAGGCAGCGAAAACGAGAACGUCAACGUCGACAUCGACGUCGAAGAAGGAAAAGGGGGAGAAGGGGGAGGAGGUGGAGGGGGAGCAGCAGGAGGAGGUGGAGGCGGCAUGGCGGGUAAAGGUGUGAAAGUCCUCGGAUCCAUUAAUGGUGUCCCGAUUAGUCAAAGUCCAGCGGCUGGGAUCCGCAUCAACGGAAUCGCACCGGGAGGCGCUGGUGUCCCAGUAGCGGCAGCCGCUGCAGCUGGAGGGGCUGCACCUUGA
Messenger RNA from Darwinula stevensoni, 813 nucleotides. The record is from the annotation of a GenBank genome assembly. NCBI's taxonomy places the organism in Eukaryota, Metazoa, Arthropoda, Ostracoda, Podocopida, Darwinulidae.